Hemiscyllium ocellatum (epaulette shark) is the source of this 4644-nucleotide messenger RNA. RefSeq names its product ADP-ribose/CDP-alcohol diphosphatase, manganese-dependent (gene adprm). The record is from RefSeq and is a predicted model, not a curated record. The coding region runs from base 118 to 1158 and encodes 346 amino acids. Gene Ontology annotation, molecular function: CDP-glycerol diphosphatase activity; 2',3'-cyclic-nucleotide 2'-phosphodiesterase activity; manganese ion binding. The transcript has 4 exons. NCBI's taxonomy places the organism in Eukaryota, Metazoa, Chordata, Chondrichthyes, Orectolobiformes, Hemiscylliidae.
AAGUGGAGCGGUUGUAUCCUGAUGUUGUCACCGGCGUUGGCGUCUUGGUGACUGGACUCAUUGGGGAGUCCAUCCUGAAAGGGAUGGUGGGCAUGUGCAAGUGAAAUAUUUAAAAGGAUGGAGACUGAAGUAGCAGAAGUCAACCUGUGUUUUACUUUUGGAGUCAUAGCAGACAUUCAGUAUGCUGACACAGAGAAUGGCUUCAAUUAUUCAAGGACAAGAGAACGUUACUAUAGAAACAGCCUCCACUUGCUCCGCAGUGCUCUUCGAGAAUGGAAUGAAGAAGUGAUCACUCCCAGGUUUAUUCUGCAGCUUGGCGACAUCAUUGAUGGAUGCAAUUCACAGCUAAAGUCGUCAGAUCAUGCACUUCAAGUGGUCAUAAAUGAAUUUGCAAAGUCUCCGUCUCCAGUUCACCAUAUCUGGGGAAAUCAUGAAUUUUAUAAUUUUAACAGGGAACAGCUACUUAACUCGGCUCUCAAUAGCAAACACUUAGGAAAUGGCAAACUCUUUGAUAAUGGAGACAGCAGCAUUCAAUCAGACUUGGACCCUGAUGAUCCCAAUGAUCCUGAGGCCUUUUAUGGCUAUCAUUUUAGUCCAUUUCCUAAAUUCCGCUUCAUAUUAACUGACACAUAUGAUCUCAGUGUUCUGGGAAGGAAAAAAGAUAGCAAGAAACAUCGCUAUUCACUACAGAAACUGAAAUCAAACAACAGAAAUGAAAAUCUUAAUAGCCCCAAAGGUCUCUAUGGACUGAAUUCACGCUUUCUGGCAUUCAAUGGAGGUUUCAGUCAAGAACAGAUGGAAUGGCUAAACAAGAUACUCACUUUCUCUGAUAAUAACCAGGAAAAGGUUACAGUCAUUGGUCAUCUUCCUGUCCACCCAGACUCGACAGAUCAAAUAUGCGUUGCCUGGAACUAUGAUGAAAUCCUCUCGGUGUUGCAUGCACACACAAGUGUAGUAUGUUUUAUUGCAGGCCAUAAUCAUGAUGGUGGUUACUACUUGGAUGAUCAUGGAAUUCACCAUCUUACCUUGGAAGGUGUGAUUGAAACACCACCAGAAAGCCAUGCAUUUGGUACUAUUCGUGUCUAUGAAGACAGAAUGAUUUUAAAGGGAAGGGGCAGGAUUCCUGAAAGAGUUCUACACUUUGACAAACAUAAAUGAAUGAACCUAUGUGUGAUAAUCUUGUGAGGCAUACAGACCAUAAUCACAUGAUGCUGUGUACUGUCCAAUGAACUGUUGCAAAGAAUUUCUCCAUUUUAAUAAUUAAACUCAAAUGGCAGAGCAGUGGAGUCAUAUUGGAAAAUUAAAUGCAAAGAAUUUAAUAGUAAAUUUAGAUAGCAGUAAUUGAAGUUUCCCACUGCAAUCAAAAAAAUCUGGUCAGCAAUUUUUACUUUAUAGUACUGUUUUACUUGAGCAUGGUACUAUUUCAUCUGAACCCUUCCAUUUUGCAUUACUCUUGUGUUGCAGUUCAAGCAGCUUUUAAGUUAAUGCACGUAAACAUAGACCCUUGCUAGUCACGAAUUUUUUGUUGUAAACAUAGAAUAUAAAUUUUGUUACGUUAUUUGAAUAUUUACCUUACUAAGAUAGAACAGGGUAAUCAAGAUUUUGCAACAUGGGAUGGGAUAUUUAUAUUAUUAAUUAGUAUUAAAAGGGAAUUUACUUGUUCCUCGAUAAAUAGACAGAGACCAAAACUCAAUUCUGAAAUGAGUGCUUGUAAAAUUGUGCAAAGACAGGCUCAAGUCUUCACCAGUUGUCCUUUUGGAACAUAAAACUGGAAAUGAGAGUCUCAACUUUGGUUACUUCAAACUUUUCAUUUAAUUAUACACAUCAAAAGCUCAUAGCAAUAAUUAGGCUCACGCCUGAAACUUGGCUAGAGCUUGCUUCCAUACAUUUCAUAGUUACCAUGUGUGGAGGUAGGAAAGAUGGUAAAAUACCUUGUGAUGUUUCAUAUUGCAUGGCUAUUAAUGAAGUUAAUCAAAUAGAAAGGCACUGCUUAAGGCAGCUUGUUUAAUUGCUCAGGAUAUUUUUCAGUCCACUGUUACAUAGUUUAGGGAGUCCAAAAAAGAAGGGAAAGAUUGUUAAUUGUUUAGACCAACCGUGAAAGUGAGUAUUUUGCUAUGAAAAAAUUAUCUGAGGAGGAGCAUAACCCAAGUCUUUUAUAUUUUGAUACAAUCAUCUUGUUUCAAUUAUGAUAGUGGAGCGAGAGAAUACAAUACCUGGAUAGGUUUAAGAUAUUUGAAAUGUGUACCUCAAAGCAUACGUACACAAAAUGAGCUCCCGUUAAAAGGUGUGUAAGCCUGAAUACUAACAUGCUUAGUGAACAUUGUGUUAGAAUGAGAUUGAAAUUAUAAGGAUAAGUCUGGCUGUAAAUUAGCCAAAAUCUAUGACUCAAAAGAUUGAGUGUUCAAAUUGAUGUACUCUGAUGGAGUGUCUUUUUUUAUUUAUCACUUAUGUGGUACUGCUGGCUGGCCAACAUUUAUUGUCUAUCCCUUGUUGCUCUUGAGAAUGUGUUGAUGAGCUGCCUUGAACUGCUGCAGUCCAUAUCCCUUUGAUAGACCCACAGUGCCCUCAGGGAGGGUAUUCCAGGAUUUUGGCGCAGCCACAAUGAAAGAAAUGCAAUACAUUUCCAAGUCAGGAUUAUGAGUGGCUUGGAGGGGUGAAGGUGGUGAUCUUCCCAAGUAUCUGUUGCCUUUGUCCAUCUAGAUGGAAGUGGUAGGGGUCUGGAAGAUGCUAUUGAAGGAUAUUUGCUGAGUUUCUGCAGUGCAUCUUAUAGAUAGUACAUACUGCUGCGACUAAGCAUUGGUGGUCAACAAAGUGGAAAUGAUGUCAGUCGAGCAGGCAGCUUUGUCCUGGUUAUUCUCAAGCUUCCUUGUUAUUGGAGCUGCAUGUAUCCUAGCAAGUAGGGAGUAUUCUAUCAUACUCCUUCCUUGUGCCUUGUAAAUGGCAGACAGGCUUUGGGGAGCCAGGAGGUGAGUUACUGCACUAUUCCUACCUUUUGACCUGAUUUGUAGGCACUACAUUUUUAUGGCAAGCUCAAUUGAGUUUCUGGUCAAUGGUAACUGUUAGGAUGUUGAUAGGUGAUGAUACCAUUCAGUGAUGGUAACUCUACGGAAUGUCAAUGGCCAGUGUUUAGAUUGCCUCUUAUUGAAUUUUGCCAGGCAUUUGUAUGACACAAAUGUUACAUACCCAGGGGACUGACUUGGGGAAUUAUCCAAACCUUGUUGCAUUUGGGUCGAUCAAAGACCGAAAGGCCUGUUCUGCGCUGUAUUGUUCUAUGAACAGGAACUACUUAAGUAUCUGAGGAGUUGUGAAUGGUGCUGAACAGUGUGCAAUUAUUGGCAGACAUCCCUGUUGGGCAGCAACAAUCCCCAAUUCUGAUCUUAUGGAGGAAACGUCAUUGAUGGAGCAGCUGGCGAUUGUCAGCUGUACCACCCUUUGAAUCAGCUUAAAACUGAGGUGCAAAUGAAACAUGUGACAUUUUGAAAAGCAGGGAGUUGUUCUCCCUAUCCUGGCCAAUGUUAAUCUUCAACCAAUAUGAAGAGAAACAAUAAACAGGUAAUUCAUCUCAUUUAUAGAUUGUAGAACCUUGCAAAGAAUAAUCAUUGGCUAUUUUUAUCUGCAAUACCAGCAUUACUUCAUAGGAAAAAUGUGAGACAUCUAAGGAUGUGAUAACUUGUUGAAUUAUUGCAAAUUCAUCAUUUCAUGCUGAAGAAGAGAGGAAAGGACACUCACAUUUCUACCACCGUCCCUAACCACAGUUCUGGUUUUCUGAGUAUGUGUGUAAGGAAGAAUUUAGUGCAGUUUAUAUCACAUUCCAGUGAUGUGCAGGUAAGGUGAGUUGACCGUGCUAAAUUGCCCAUAGUUUUAGGUGCAUUCGUCAGGGGUAAAUGUAGGGUAGGGGAAUGUGUCUGGGUAGGUUACUCUUCAGAGGGUCGGUGUGGACUUAGGGCCUGUUUCCAUAAUCUGUACCUGUGUUUUUUGUUUUUGCCGCUGUUUACCUACUAUUUAUUGAUCUCUGCUAUUUAACACCAUGAUCUACUGUAUUGCUUGCAAGGCAAAACUUUUCACUGUGCCUCGGCACACGUGACAAUAAAUUCAAUUCAAUUCAUAAGUAGAUGAGAUGCAAUAUGUAAGAUUAUUUGUUAAGAAAAAAAAGUAAUGUCUUCUAAUAUUUAAGAUACAUUUUUAGAACUUAUCACAUUUAAAAUAAAACAUGAAAUAGAUGAUGAUUGCAGAAGUAGGUGAAAGUUGAUUGUAAUGACCUUAAAUUUAUAUUUGUUCUUGUCUCACUUAAAUGUUAAUCCAGUCACCUUUUGGAAUGACUGCAUGACCAAGAUUAAUUUUUCCUACAUGGCUAUAGGUCCUUUUGUAAGUCCCACAGCUUGGGAAGUAACACAGUUCUGAUUUAAGAAAUGUGGGAUUCAGUUGACAAUAUUACUAGCAACACAGAACCUGGAUGAAUAUCUGGUAAAAUUUUGAAAAUACCUUCUUCGAACAAGAAUAGUACAACAAACCCAUCUGAGAUUAUUUCUGUCAGCAACUCCCAAAACUUGGAAGCAAAUGUCAAAAGAGAUCAAGAUCAGGUGUUUUAAACCUUUCAAAGUGUUUUCUCAAAACGAAAUCAUGUUAUCUUAAAGACCAUUCAAA